Molecule: messenger RNA, 876 nt
Organism: Acanthamoeba castellanii str. Neff
Lineage: Eukaryota; Discosea; Longamoebia; Acanthamoebidae
Exons: 3
Coding region: 1-876 (291 amino acids)
Source: RefSeq, a predicted model, not a curated record
AUGCUACCAAACCUACAGCUGCCAGUUGACACCAAGCAACAUGACACCUUUGAAUACCACAGCACCAUUGGCAUGCUGUCAUAUCUGGCACACACCUUGCAACCAGACAUUUUCUUCCCCAUUGUGUACCUCAGCUGCUUCACCAACAACUUCAGCCCCAAACACAUUGCCACUGUCAAGCACAUCAUGUGCUACCUCACUAGCACAGCCAACCUGGCAAUCUGCUACUUGUGCAACCUCUAUGAUGACAAGGAUGUCACAACCCACAUACCUAUAGGGUACUGCAACACCAACUGGGGCAACAUCAAAGUCAACUGCCAAUCAGUCUCCAGUGUCAUCUUCAUCUUCUGCAGAGGCGCCAUCUCAUGGAGCAUCAAGACACAGAAAUGCAUCACACUCUCCUCCACCAAAGCCAAGCUCAACACCAUCUCCAAGGCAACACACCAGGCACUCUAUGCUGCCAUCAGGUCGCUCAAGAUUGGGCUCAAGGGCAUCAAGCAGCACAUCAAGGCCAUCAAGGAUGCACCACACACUGACAACACCAAGCAGAUCACAGACAUCAUGCACAAUGCCAAGACACACAUUGCCACCGCCAUCAGCAACAUCAAUGUCAUCAGCAGUGGCAGUGCCAUGGUCACCGCCGUUCCACAUGCGCCCACAGAUCAUGUGCUUGUCAAUCAGAUCAAUGACAUCAUGAAUGGUGUCACUGCUGUUAAGACUGUAGUUGACCCCCUCCAAGCCUGCCUCAACAACAUCAUGGCCAAGGUGCAAGAGUUGCAGGUGGCCACAUCACAUGAGAUCCAGCAGAUCUGUGUCAAGGCCAUCGUGGAACUGGAGUGUGUGCCUAAGUGGCACAACAAUACCAGCACCAAGUAG